Messenger RNA from Rubroshorea leprosula, 999 nucleotides. The record is from the annotation of a GenBank genome assembly. Lineage: Eukaryota; Viridiplantae; Streptophyta; Magnoliopsida; Malvales; Dipterocarpaceae.
UGCUCUUCUUCUUCCCGCUGCAGCCACCCGAAGAGAAAAAAAAAAAAAAGGGAAACCCAGCCAUACCUUGGAAAAUUGGUAAGGAAGCUUGGUAUUUUCCCCUUCCUUUCUUGUUCUAGAACCCAUAAAGAACCCAGAAAUUUCCCCUCCCUCUCUGCAGAAACCGGAUCUGCUCUACUUUGCUCUGUCCGCCGGCUGCUCUUGUUGUGGGGGCGAAUUGCUUGGGUUUUGGGUUUUGGGUAGUUCCGUGAGCUUCCCCCUACAGAUCCCGCCAGCCUUCCCCAAUCUGCUAGCUCCGGUUCCUUGCUUGUAAAUUCUGGUUCUCGAUCGUUCUAUCAGUUUAGUACGUGAAUUGAGUGCUCGGUUUUAUGCAAGUGAGGUAAGUAAAUUUAUGGUAAUGUCCGUACUGUUUUAAAAGCAUGUUUUGAUUUGUUUUUGAAGUGGUGGCGGGACUAAACCCGUUUUACACAAGUAUGACUAAUUUGAAGUGAAAUGUUUUGUGCUUUUCAUGAAAUUGAGCAUGCCUACUUGAAAUUUAAGUGACUGUCCUGAUGAUCUGAAAGUGAUUGUGAAUUGUGAUUUUCCUGUUAAGUUCUGCCUGUUUUGUCUCCGAUGUGGUCAUGUUAUUUGUGACCCUGCUGGUGGGGGAGGUUAUAAACGCUAGCACAUGUCGACAUGUAGUGAUAGAGCCGGUUCGUUCAACCCAGCUAGUGGGGGUUAUACGCCAGCAAAUCGUGGCCCUGCUAGUGGGGAUUAUACACUGGCCAUGACCUAUAGAGGAGACGUCUAUUUCGUGCCCGUACUGUAUCCGUUUUCGUGAUUGUACUUGUUGGCAUGCUAUAUGUUUAAAUAAGGGGCACUCCAUAUUUACUUACUGAGUUUAUCUCAUAGUUUUUCCUUGUCCACCAUUUCAGGAAGUGAAACCGAGGACGGGGAAACCACGGGAAGUGACGAGUUAGAAGGCUAGCCAUAUUGUAAUUGGAUAUAAAUUUUAGAUAU